This is a messenger RNA of Annulohypoxylon truncatum, 849 nucleotides long. RefSeq lists its product as uncharacterized. The record is from RefSeq and is a predicted model, not a curated record. NCBI's taxonomy places the organism in Eukaryota, Fungi, Ascomycota, Sordariomycetes, Xylariales, Hypoxylaceae. The transcript is spliced from 3 exons. The coding region runs from base 116 to 823 and encodes 235 amino acids.
UACAGAAUCCUGCCUCGGCUUCCAACGGCAGUAGGCUCAACAUUAAAAGGAAUCAAACACUCAAUCAAAAAACAUAUAUUUGAAAUACAUAUUCACCACUAGGGCUGAAUGAAUCAUGUCCGGUCCGGAGGUAACCCUGGCCGACGUUCAACGUCGUGCUGCCGGCAAUCCUAAUGCAAGGUACCGGGCCUUUGAUACCUAUCCGUGGGCCAAAGACCCGGUGUUCACUGAACAACUUUCAAGUGCUCUGGACAAUGCCAAAUCCAAUGGACUCAGUCUUUCUGAGACUGCUCUACAAGUCCGCAUUCAGCGAUUCGUGCAGCAAACUCAGAUCGAGAUUGACAGCGAGGCGUAUAAGCAAUGGCUUUCUCAAACAAAUUCACAACCACCAAGAAUCAUAUCUGAAGAGGCAGUUGCGGUAGAGGUGAUGACUGUGCCUAAACCCGAAGACAGGAAAUUCGCACAUCUUCUGGUAGAGCUAGGCGAUGCCCUUGGCCAACUUGCUCUUGACCAGGCUGUUCCUGCGCCAGCAGAUGUUCCGGUUCCUAGUUGGCAAAGUGCCGCACCCACAGCAGAGCUCUAUAUCAAGAAGGACUCUUCGUCAACAGAUCCCGGCAAGGAGCCCUAUCCCAAGAAGUUUGAAGAGAUAGUGGCAUUUUUACAGAGUGGCAAGCCAAUUCCAGGAAUUAGACAGAUUCCCGACACGGUUAUUGAGGACCCGGCAUUCACAACUCACGGUCGGCUCGCAGCACCACUGAAACCCUGGGAGAUUGGACGAACGCCUUCAAUUGAGCAUUCCGAACCCUUAGCUAAUGAAACUUGAACAUGUAAGCAUAUUAGGUAGAUGCA